This is a messenger RNA of Pantherophis guttatus, 5052 nucleotides long. It is a transcript of the gene ZNF598, whose product is annotated as zinc finger protein 598, E3 ubiquitin ligase. Gene Ontology annotation, molecular function: ribosome binding; ubiquitin protein ligase activity. The record is from RefSeq and is a predicted model, not a curated record. Gene Ontology annotation, biological process: protein ubiquitination; rescue of stalled cytosolic ribosome. NCBI's taxonomy places the organism in Eukaryota, Metazoa, Chordata, Lepidosauria, Squamata, Colubridae.
CCCACCAUUUUUGGCAGCCCAGUUUCUUCCCACCGGGUUUUCCUUCGCCUUAUCGCUGCCUUUGGCCUCUGUGCUCCCGGGUGUCCUCUGGGCAGGCCCCGCUACAGUGGAGGCUCCCCGUGCCCUCCUCAUCUUGAAAACGAGGAUUCAGCGGCCAUUCAGUCGUGGAUAUGCUCAAGAUCUGCGGCGUGGCAGUUGCGCAAACAGGCCUUAAUCCUUGCUUUGAAAUUAUAAAAACUUCAUUAUCAGAUCAUGAGAAACCUGUGGAUAUAAUUUGCUGUGAUUUCAGGAUAGUGUGUGGCUGAACAGCCAGUGACAUCCUGAUUAACCAGGUGGUUUUUGGGAAGAAGCUGCCACCCUUUUCAACAAUCAUACUCAGCCAGUUACAACAUGAGAAGAAAUAUGACAUCUAUUUUACUGAUGGAAAGAUUUAUGCUCUUUAUGGGAAACUCCUGCAACACGAAUGCCCUCUGUGCCCGGACUCCCGGGCCUUUCCUGCCAUUGUGGAAUUGGAACAGCACAUGAGGAAGCAGCAUGAGCUCUUUUGCUGCAAGCUCUGCGUGAAGCACCUGAAGAUCUUUACAUAUGAGCGCAAAUGGUAUUCCCGCAAGGAUCUUGCUCGGCACAGAAUCCAUGGGGAUCCUGAUGACACAUCUCACCGGGGGCACCCCUUGUGUAAAUUUUGUGAUGAGCGAUAUUUGGAUAAUGAUGAGUUACUAAAGCACCUGAGGAGAGACCACUAUUUCUGCCACUUCUGUGAUUCCGAUGGAGCUCAAGAAUAUUACAGCGAUUAUGAGUAUCUCCGCGAACACUUCCGGGAGAAGCACUUCCUUUGCGAAGAAGGUCGGUGCAGCACCGAGCAGUUCACCCACGCCUUUCGGACCGAAAUUGACUACAAAGCCCACAAGACGGCUUGUCACAGCAAAAACCGGGCUGAAGCCAGGCAGAAUCGGCAGAUUGACCUGCAGUUCAACUAUGCCCCGAGACACCAGCGGAGAAACGAGAGUGUUGUGAGUGGUGAAGACUAUGACGAAGUUGACCGGUAUAACAGGCAGGUGAGAGGAAGCAGGUCAGGAGCCCGAGGUGGGCAGCAGAACAGGAGAGGCAGCUGGCGAUACAAGAGAGAGGAAGAAGACCGAGAUGUUGCUGCAGCCGUUCGGGCCUCAGUAGCUGCCAAAAGGCAAGAAGAGAAAAACCGGAUGGAAGACAAAGGGGACAGCUGCCGUGCCAAGAAGGAAGAUGCCAAAGAUCCUGAGCCAACAGUCUCUAAGCGAGGGGUGAAGCCUUUAUCCGAAGAAUCAGUUCCUAAGGAAGUGGCUCCCAAGGCUGCCUUAAGCAAAGAUGACUUUCCUGCCAUUGGCCUGCCAAGCGUGGAUUCUGUGCAGAGCUCAUCUCAGUUGGCGCCAGUAAAACUUGAUGAAGAGGACUUUCCCAGGCUCUCCUUCUCCUCUGCUCCACUUGUGGUCUCUGCCACUCUGCCCUUGUCGUACAUGGCUACAGCCCAAAAGACGGGCUUUCAGGAGGAGGACUUCCCUGCCUUGGUCUCCAAAGUCCGACCAAGCAGUAGGAUGGUGUCGACCCUCGCCUCGGCCUGGAGUGGUGGCUCCAGUAAGAACAUGGCCCGAGCCAUCACGGCCACAGCCAGCCAGCCGGCCAGAAAAGGGCCCCCUCCCAGCAGCAGCAAAGCAAGCAAAAAGAGCAAGGUGGUAUUCCCUGGCAACUCUCAGGACAGCAGCGGCAGCGUAUCCUCUCAGGAGAUCCGUAGUGCGCCAACAAUGGUGGAUGUGUCCUCCUUGCUGGCAGCCUCCAACUCUCAGACUUUUGCCAAAGUGGGUAAGAAGAAGAAAGUUGGGACUGAGAAGCUGAGAACAGCCUCACCCUCCGUCUUGCAGGAGGUGCCAGCCGCCCCCCAUUCUCUCGAGAAGGCAGACGAUGCUGAGCAGCCCUCAUCCGUCGCUGCCAGUCCUGACCUUCCCAGCACAUCUGCCACUCUGGUGAACGGUCACUCAGAAAAGCCCACACUGUCAUGCAGGGCUUCCAAAGAGCCCCCUGGCCUUAAGAAGCCACCCGGAGGUGGCCAGUGCCUGUUGCCUCAGGAAGACUUUCCAGCCCUUGGGAAUGCCGGGCCACCUCGGAUGCCUCCACCCCCAGGUUUCAAUUCUGUGGUGCUACUUAACAGCCCCCCACCCCCUCCUGGGCUGUCGGUGCCUCCUAGUAAGCCACCCCCUGGCUUCACUCCCAUUCCAACCACCAGUACUUCAGAAAAUGCCCCAGCUCCAGUGAAAGAGCCCAAACUCUGUCAGGGACCCUAUCUGAUCCUGGAAAACUUCCAGCAACGGAACAUCCAGCUAAUUCAGUCAAUCAGAGAAUUUCUUCAAGAAGAUGAAUCUCAGUUCAACAAAUUUAAGACGUAUUCGGGACAGUUCAGGCAGGGUCUGAUUUCAGCAGAGCAGUACUACAAAAGCUGCCAGGAGCUCUUGGGUGAGAACUUCAAGAAGAUCUUCAAUGAGCUCUUGGUCCUCCUGCCAGACACAGCCAAGCAACAGGAACUGCUCUCUGCAUAUCAGGACUUGAAGGGCAAAGCUCCAGCUGGCUCCUCCCCGCCCUCCUCCUUGACCUGGUCCAAGAAGAACCGAAAGGGGGUCUGGCACACAGAGCCGCCUUCUGACCUUGACUGCUGCGUCUGCCCCACUUGCCAGCAGGUGCUGACCCAGCAGGACCUCGUUUCUCACCAAGCCCUGCACCUGGAGGAGGAUGAGUUCCCUUCCUUGCAGGCCAUUAGCCGGAUCAUCAGCUAGCUGUCCCAGGUGACCAAUAAAGUUAGUCUCCCUCUGAAAAGUGGCUCUUCUCAGGCAGGUUCUCUACCCAGGGGAGAGGAGCCAGCUGUGUGUGUGGGCCAAAGGGCCUUGGGACCUGAGGAAGAAAAGCAGGGGGAAUUAAAUGGUGACAGACCAAAGGAAGCCAUAGCUGUUAUCAAAACCUGGGGGCAGUCGUCCUCCCUUGCAGAAUAGGAUGGAGCAGCAGGGUGAUGGGCCUUAACUCCUGGCUGGCCACAGAGGGCUGCAGCUGUUUUCUGAAGAGGGGAAGGUUGGGCUUGGCUGCUGGGAAAUAACGGAGAGCGGCUCACAGGGUUUGUCCCAAAGGAUUCCAGAAGAUGGGAGAGACAGGAUCAGGCAAAGAAUGCUGCGGGGCCUUUCUCUAUCCUUCUUUCCCUCGUUCUUCACAGUGUUUUGCAGAGAGGACUUUGCGGCUUGUCCCAGCAGGGAAGAGUCCUCAGGCAGAAGAGUUGCCCAAGAACUCAGAAUCUGUUUCUCUCAAGUUGUUUCUAAAGGAAACCUUGGCUUUUUCCUUUUGUUCUGUUAGACUUGCAUGCAGGGGAAAAGGUACCAUUCAGCGCUUUCUUUACUUCUCACUGUAAGUGUGGGUUUCUGUCCAGUGAUGUGAGUUCAGUUAUUUCCAUGGUCUUGAGUGGUUGUGGCUCAUUAAACGCUGCUCAGCAGUGACCCAUUCCUGAUGCCUAAGUGCCAUCCUGGCAUGUUCUUGAAAAGGGCUGCUUGCUUGGAUCUCUGCCCCAGUGACUUUGGAUGCCCAGGGUGUUGCCAGCUGCUAUCCAUGAGUUCUGUCCUCUUCUCCAGAUCAUCUCCAGCAGCAGAGUUGAGUUGCUUCCACAGAAAGGUUCUUGAGACUGUAAAGUUGGUCAGAGCCACCACUAGCUUUUUACAUUCAACAGUAGACAUUAUAAAUAUGAUUUACAAUUAUCUGUGUUUUUUCUCUCCCCUCUCCCCCCUCUCUUUCUCUCUCUCAUACACACACACUGCCACAUGUGAGUAUUCAAGACCUAGCACAGGCCCCUUGAAUUUUCAUUUUGUGUACAUGUGUAUGUAUGUGGCAUAUAAUUGGAUUGUGCUUCUUCCCACUGCCUCUAUUUAAAGGGGGAGACGACAGAAACCUUUGAUGUGUCUUGCAAAGCAAAACUGAGUAUAAUCUACAGAUCUGCCACAUUCAUUUUUGCGGGCUGUCUUUAAUUGCUGAGGAUUUGGUGUUGCAGCCCCUCAAUUUUCAAGAGCAAAAAUGGGCUAUUAGUGUUUUUUAAAGUCACUAUUUGCAGAGCAUUUUGCUGUAUCAAGUUGGCCAUUGAGUUCAAAACUGAAAUGAACGUUCUUUUAUGUUGGCAAUGCUUGUAAGAAGACCUGUAGCCUCAAUCUCAGACAAGUUUAUUUUGUCAUUAGACAAAGUUCAAUUUACUGUUUCUGGGUCUUAAAAUUUGUGCUUUUCAGCCAGCUUUUUUCAAUUAUUUCCACAUUUUUCAGUGCAAGUAUAAUAGAAUGUAGGGCUCCUUUCAACUUCAGCCCAGGCAUGGGAGUGCAAAUCGGUUCAAGGAAGUCCUUUUACCUAGCAUAUUCAUGGAUCAUCUUCGCCCAUCCCCACCCCCACAUUGGGCCUGUUCCUACUGGUGGGGACAUCGCCUUUUCUCACUUCCUGAAUGCCCUGCAGUGAGACCUUGUAUGGGCCCUGAAGAUUCUGUGGGGCUGCUUUUUGCCCCAAGUUCCUGCUUCUUUGAGGAUCUCCCUUGAAAGUAAUGACUCAUGUUGUAGAGUUUUACAGUUUGAGCAGGAAGACAAAGAAGCUGCUGCUUCACUGCACCCCCCCCCCCCAAUUCGGUUUGACUGGGGCUCCUUGAUCCAUGAGAAUAAGACUCAUCAGGUCUCAGGCUGGGUAGGAUAGCUGCUCCCGCUCAGUUGCCUGGCAUCCAGGAAUGCUUUUGCCAUGGGUGACAUAAAAGAAGCACUGUUGGCAAUGCUGUCCUGCCCUCCUGAGAGGAUGGCUCUCAAUAAGCCUGCACCAGCCGUUUGGAUCACCCCAUGGCCUCCCUUCCCCAGGAACAUUUUGACAAGUUUCAGGCUCUUCCUUUUAAGCUCUUUAUUGGAAAAUAAGUUGUAAUUGCAACACCAACAGUUAAAUUAGCACAAUCACAGACUAAUCUGUUGUUCAAAAUGUAUACCUAUAAUUAUAUACAUAAGAAUGUAAACAUUAAAAAAAAUUCACAUGGUC